GGACAGCGGCUUCUGCCAACGCGCAGCAAAACGGUGGAGCUUUUUCCUUUACCGAUAGACGGAGGAAGGAAUAAUCAUAAGAAAAUGAUUCGACAAAAACAAUAUAGAUAAACACAUCUGUUUCAAUUCGGCUAGCAUGCACUUCCAUGUCAGGAUCCUCCAGUUAUCAGAUUUCGAUGGAGGCACGUCUGCUGUCGGAAGCAAGUAUUUCAGCGCAACCAUGUAAAUUAACGUCUUAUUGUUAUUAAUUGAACUGGUGAAAUGAGUUAUUGGUAGUAAACGAACCCGUUAUUUGAUGGCAAAGUUUAACUGGCAUAGCGAAGUAAUCGCUUCGUUCGCCUAUUCUGGGGGGUUCUUCCCUGGCAUCUUCGUUCUUCCUGGUUUGUGUUGUGCAGGAAUCAUUGCAGAAAGAAUAAAAAAGCAGCAUGGAAAUUCAAUGGCAAAGUGAUGUGCGUUUUUCUACACAUUUUUGGUGUCUCGUCCGAUUCUGUUUAAAAUGCAAACACGUUGGAUAGUAGUGUCUCUCGGACUUGUGUGGAGGGGGAACAGUGUGGACGUAGCCUAUUCUCUAUCUAUCAGCCAGAAAAAAACACGGUAAGGAAACGGGGGAAGAGAAAAACGGUGAUCUGAUGGCUAGCAUGCCAUUGAGGGACAAACAAGAGAGAUGAUUGCCAUCUCGUUUUAAUUUCAACUGGCCUUUUUUUGUAUGGACUAAACAGCUGAAAGCAACACCCCAAAAUGACUCGGUGGAAUUACUCAUGCCAUAGCAUUAAUAUAAUUUUAUAUUAUACCUGAGACUCCAAAGCUCCUCUGAACCCCUCUCAAUCUUGCUCCGCUCUCGUCUUGAAAUAGAAUAUCACAUUUUCGCUCAAAACCAUGUUAAAGGUUCCCCUUAAAUACAUCUCCCGUUAAAUUCAAGCUUUGGCAUUGUCCCAUGAGUGACUGGGUCGAAAAUGAACGUGAGGGGAUUCCGUUUGAUCUUAUUGCUGUUUGGAUAUGCUAAUCGCUCACACUGAAAGCUAUCAUGAUGGUUUUGUAUUGGCAUCCGUUGACUCCCGAAAAUAAACAGUCUCUGCCCAUCCAUUAAAAAACUUCCGCAUUAGCUAUCAUACGCUACACUUGGUAACAGAAAAAAUGUAUCAAGGAAUGAUACAAUCUAUUUACAUUGUCAUAUUUGGAUUUCUAUUGACCAAGAUUUGUGCCUGGCAGCCAUACUUUUUAUAGACACCUCUGAUAUUUUGUUUUGAUACCAUAGCUAGAGAAGGCUACUUGAAACAAAUAGCCUCGCACUUGGCAAUAAUAAUAAUACUAACAAAGCCCCCUUUGGCUCCCAAAUCAUGCAAACUAAAUGCCUGAUUCAUCCAACUCCCUUUAUUGAUACCUUCUAUUUCACCCUACAGCUGUGUUUUGCCUAUGUGGGCUAGUUCAUGAUGUUUAAGUACCGGAUCCGUAUGUUUUUCAAUGAACUGAAAGUGCUGGUUUUCAUGCGGUCUGGCUCAAGACGGGAGACCGAUUCAGACACAGACACAGACAGGCGCACGAGCAGCAUGCGAGGGCUCGGGGUAGGAGGCUGCGGGUGGCCACGCUUCGACUGCUCUACUCGGGACGAUGAGGAGGAGUACUAUGGCACCGAUCCCCGGCCGCGCAGCCUGGCAUUCGAGGAGAAGGAUCAGAAGCUCCAAGCAGGCCUGGACGCGGUGUCGCUCACAAGCAGCUUGGACAGUGGCAUGCGCUCGCCGCAGUGCCGGAUCUGUUUCCAGGGCCCCGAACAGGGGGAGUUGCUGAGCCCGUGUCGCUGUGACGGCUCUGUGCGCUGUACUCACCAGCCCUGCCUCAUCCGCUGGAUCAGCGAGAGAGGCUCCUGGAGUUGUGAGCUCUGCUACUUCAAGUACCAGGUCCUGGCCAUCAGCACCAAGAACCCACUGCAGUGGCAAGCCAUCUCUCUGACGGUGAUAGAGAAGGUGCAGAUAGCAGCCAUCAUCCUGGGUUCUCUGUUCCUUAUCGCCAGCAUCUCCUGGCUGGUGUGGUCGUCCCUCAGCCCUUCGGCCAAGUGGCAGCGCCAGGACCUGCUCUUCCAGAUCUGCUAUGGCAUGUACGGCUUCAUGGACAUUGUGUGCAUAGGUCUUAUAAUUCAUGAGGGAUCGUCUGUAUACCGGAUCUUUAAGCGCUGGCAGGCGGUGAACCAGCAGUGGAAAGUACUGAACUAUGAGAAAGACAAGGACCUGGGCGAACCCGUCAGCUCCAGCAGCAAGGGUGGGGGGCGUGGGGGUCAAAACCCUCCCCACAGUUCAGCCGGGGCGGACAGGGGAGGACGGCCAGGCCAGCGUGUUAGGACUAUUCUCAACCACCACUGUGGCUACACCAUCCUGCACAUCCUCAGCCAGCUGAGGCCCAGCGAUGCACGCAUCAGCGCCACGACCAACCGUGAGGUGGUCAUGAGGGUCACCACCGUAUGAGACCGGACUCUGCGGGUGGGAGGGAUUUGGACAACAGCCACCAACCCCCCUGAUCCACCUCCUUAAAACCCCCAAAUGACUCUCACCGUUAGCCCCUGGC
Messenger RNA from Oncorhynchus tshawytscha (Chinook salmon), 2556 nucleotides. RefSeq names its product E3 ubiquitin-protein ligase MARCHF9-like. Gene Ontology annotation, biological process: protein ubiquitination. NCBI's taxonomy places the organism in Eukaryota, Metazoa, Chordata, Actinopteri, Salmoniformes, Salmonidae. The record is from RefSeq and is a predicted model, not a curated record. Bases 1428 to 2456 code for a protein of 342 amino acids. The transcript is spliced from 4 exons. Gene Ontology annotation, molecular function: ubiquitin-protein transferase activity; zinc ion binding.